UGCGCCACACACAUGCAAACUAAACGGACAUUGGAGCACCAACACGGGGACUGUCCUGCCGCAGCUCAUGCUUCUCCUGCCCUGGAAACUAAAGUGACUCCGAAGUGACACAGACGUUUCCCCUCCUGUUUUUGCUGUUCUUCUGUGUUUACGGGAAGUUGAGUGGAAUAUAACCUGAAACUUCGCCAUUGCUCGGACCUUAAAAAAGGUUUAUCUGACGGUGGAAGGAAACUUGAGCUGAAGGACCAGAAUGGCUGCACACAUUAAACACCUGGAAUUAUACUUUCUUUGACAUAACCUCAGCCAAAUAAGUUUGGAAGGAACUCCUCUGAACUCCUACAGAAGCUAGCUCCAUUUCUCUCUGUGGAUUAUAAGUAACAGACUGCCAUCAUGCCGAUCCUCAAGCAGCUGGUGAACAACUCUAACCAGUCCAAGAGACGGUCCCGCGCAGACCUGACCGCCGAGAUGAUCAGCGCCCCAUUGGGCGACUUCCGCCACACCAUGCAUGUUGGCCGCGGAGGAGACGCCUUCGGGGAUACUUCGUUUCUGAGCACCCGAUCAGGGGAACCUCCCAGGGAGCCGGAACCUAAGCAGAACUCCCCGGUGCCCAAACCAGGUCUGCUGUCCCGCACCUUCAGAAGCAGCAAGCGCUCUCAGUCAGUAAACCGAGGCGACAAAUACGAGUACACCAUGACGGGGCCUUCUGGUGGUUCGUCGGCCUAUGUCAAAAACGCCAUAUCCAUGCCUUACCUAAACGAAGAGGAUGUGAACCGAGGCCAACGACUGCCGAAGAGCGUUUCCUCCAGCCCCAUGAAGAGACUCUCGGAGAUCGAGAAGCCAUCGAACGGAGCCGCAGCCAUGGCGACACUGGAUGCAGAGUUUGAAGAGCGCAAUUUCGGCGAACUCACCGAUUUGCCUCCAUUCAUGCCCAAGGGAGGCGGAAUGAAGCACGCGGAGUCCAUGAUGUCCUUCAACAUCGACUUGGGGCCCUCAAUGCUCGGGGACAUCUUGAGCGUGAUGGAAAAGAAAGGCUGUGAGGAGGACGACCUCGGCUACGAGGAGGGCGAGGGCCGGGCGUCGCCUUCCCUCAUCCCCCACAUAGAUGACGAUGACGCAGAGGAAAAGGCCCCUUCCAGGCCCCCCCGCACCAUGUACCAGCAGAAGCCCGUGGUGGAGCCCUACACCCCCGAGCUGCACCCCAGGAACAACCACCACAACCUGGACAGCUGCUCCGUGUCCAGCGCCGGCUCCGUCACCGAGGAGAAACCGCAGUUCCACGACAACGACACGGACAGUGCGAAGUACAGCUCGCCACGUGGGGAGGAAGACCAAGAAUUCACCUUCAUGGAUGAUGACGAUGAUGAGAUUCGAGUGUAGAUGUUUUACCUAUCACUGCCACGAACAGUCUUGAAGGACACUAAUGUAAAGGACCAAGCUGGAAAAGGGCAGUGGAGGGAUUUAGAAGCAGCGCCACAUCUGCUUUAAGCUUCUUGUAGAUCAAUCUAAUCUCUGCCCACUUUGUUCUACAUCAUAAAUAAAAACCAAUUAAGCCUUAUUCACCGUGCUGUUGCAAGGAGAUAUGAGCCAAGAGCGUGUCAGACUGACUCACAAAGUGAAACUCUCGCAAAGUUUGGGUUAAUUUGCAACACCAGACUCUGAACUUAUCGAGGAAUUCUCCAUUUUAUAAUAAGACUGGCUCUGAACCGCGUCCUUCUCAAAGGUGCAUUGCUCGUUUUAAUAAGUAAAGGGCGGCAAUAUGGUUAAAGAGCCCUAACCCCAGCUGUCAAUCAAAUGAAUAUCACAUUUGGGGUAUGUGAUGUGAGGAGAAGGAUACGUGAAGUCACAAACCAGAUGUGGACGUGUGCUACAGGUUCUGAAGAAGAAAGAGGGAAAGGAAAAGAAAUGGAACUCUGAUAGCUUUGUAAUGUGUGGGAGUGAUCAUUUUGCCAUAUCUUGGCAUAGAUGCUAAAUAGAUAAAGUAGGUUCCUACUUUUGUCCAAGUCUGACUUUAAAGGGUGAUUAUUUUGUACUUUAUAAUAUGUAAAUAGAGUAUCUGGAAGUUGGUCUACAGUAGCUCUCUUGUAUUUGAGUUUGGUAGUUUACCAUUUUGCCCCUGUCUCUCUUUUAUAUCUCUCUUCUUUAAAUCCAUAGAGAGCUGUGGUAUUUAUUCAACAUGUUUUAUAAGGGAUGGAUCAUACUAAUUGUGCACUGCGAGGUCUUAAAAGUUUAGAUUUCAAGGUUCUCUGAUACGUUGAAUUUCUUACAAAAACGUCUUAAUUGAACUAAAGAGUUAGCCAGCUUCUUUACGUUGAAUUCGGCUGCCUAGCACUUACAUAUUGGAUUCAAUUAGACAUUAAAGUGUCUAAGUCACAUCACUCCUACUUUCACUGUCGUGUUAAGGCUGUACUAGCUCACAAAAUGUCAUGUACUUUCUUUCAACAACAAUACAGAAGUUGUGUUUAUUUUUUGUAUCUUCACAACUCAUUCCACAUCAUCACUCAGAUGUGUAUGAUAGGCAGGUCAAAGAGAGGCAUGAAAGCGUUUGAAAGGGAGUUGUCGCUGUAGACAAAUUGUUAUAUUCAAAUUAAUAGUUAGGGCUCUAUCCAAAACACACAUCCUCUCUCUAGACAUGUGUUCAGGCGCGUCUCUAAGGGAAGAGAGAGUGUGUUAUUAGAGCGCAGCUACUUAAUAAAGCAUCAGGAAUGUCCCCGGGCAGCGUCAGAUAUUUCCUAAACUGGCCCCACAAGUGAUACCUCCUGUACACAACCAAAUCACACAGUAGGAACACAUGAUUAAAUGAACCCAUCAUCUGGCCGUUUCUCUGUCUACUCAUUAAAUGUGCUGCAUUGUUGGCUCCCAACCAGCUGGAUCGGCUCCACAAACAGCAGGGUCAGGGACGGGCAGGUGGGUGGCUUCUCUUUCUUCUUUUCUACGAUGCAGGCUCCUACAGGUCUAAAUAAGGUAUCCACGGUUAAUAUGACCCUUUUUUUAUUUGGCGUUAAGAAACUAAUUGCCAGGUUUUUGAACUUCCUGUUGACGCGGGGGUGUGCACGUAGAAUCAGGAUGCUGUGCCAUUCUGGCUCGGGUUAUUGUGAUGUUUCCAAACAGAAACAGGUUUAAAGACGUUUGUCUUAAAAGCAAUCUAGAGGAGAUUGCCAAGUAUGUUCUAACUUUAUUAUUGGGUAACGUUAGCAGGAUGUAUGAUUGUGUUGUUGUUACUUAUGUGUAGAUAUGCAAUACAAGAGUCAGAGCUCACAUUUUGAUGCCAGUGAGUCAAAAUGGAAGCCGUCUUUACUUCUAUUGGUCCAGAAUGAAAUGGUUUGCGCUGCUGCAGUCCUUCACGUUCAUCGCCAAGAAAUGAACACUCUAAAAAGAGAACAGAAACACUCCUUAUCUGCCGUUGUUUUAAUCAAGUCAUGUAAAUAUAGUUAGUGCCAUGGAUGAUUACAUUAAACACUGGUUGUUAUCAGCAGUGUGACGAUGUGGUACUACCGUGGGAAUGUUAGCGGAUUCAACACUAAAUGGCACAUUUGCGGCCAAAUUGUCGCAAGUAGAAGAAUAAAGGAUCAUGGGAAAGUAUACUAAAUGACGCUGAAGUACUUUCUUUGUAUUUUCUUAAUUUUGCUGGCAUUCUCCUUGUUUCUCUUUAGGACACUCCUAAGUAGGCCAGAACAAACUAUUUAAAAUAAUUUGCAAGUUCGUUCUGCCCCAGGUCUUAAAGUUUUCAGCGCCCGGACAGCUUUGCUUUGGAGUGGUGGGAAAAGAUAAGGACGUGAAAAACAACCUGCUCAGAGUUCUGCUGUGAAUGUUUAUUCUUUUUUUUCUAUUCAGUGGCUGUAGUGUUAUGCCGAGUUUGUACUGAUUUUCUUUUCCUACUCCUUAUUCUGGUUUUACAGUAUAUUAAUAUAUUUACCUUCCUCAUUUUCCUUUCUUUGAAAUAACAGCUAUAUUUUUCAAUAAAAGAGAAGCUGGUAAUCUUUAA
Notothenia coriiceps (black rockcod) is the source of this 3982-nucleotide messenger RNA. RefSeq names its product cdc42 effector protein 4-like. Gene Ontology annotation, molecular function: small GTPase binding. The record is from RefSeq and is a predicted model, not a curated record. Bases 391 to 1377 code for a protein of 328 amino acids. Gene Ontology annotation, biological process: Rho protein signal transduction; positive regulation of pseudopodium assembly; regulation of cell shape. The transcript has 2 exons. NCBI's taxonomy places the organism in Eukaryota, Metazoa, Chordata, Actinopteri, Perciformes, Nototheniidae. Gene Ontology annotation, cellular component: cytoplasm; plasma membrane; cytoskeleton.